This is a messenger RNA of Klebsormidium nitens, 1371 nucleotides long. NCBI's taxonomy places the organism in Eukaryota, Viridiplantae, Streptophyta, Klebsormidiophyceae, Klebsormidiales, Klebsormidiaceae. The record is from the annotation of a GenBank genome assembly.
GACUCGGGAAGGUGCCAGGUGGUCCGACUCCAAGCUGCAAAGGGAAUUUCAUGAAUGCCUCUAGGUCUAGGCCUAUGCGCGGUGAACAUUGAAGAAUAGCGCAGUUUAAAUUGCACUCCGGCUGCUGUUGAGACAGGAAGCUACUGUUCGUCAUAUUCGCCUUGUCGCUCAGCUUGAGUGCAUGGCAAUGGAGGAGGAUACUGGACGCAAAUGGCUCCCCUUGGAGGCGAAUCCGGACGUUAUGAACGAUUUUGCUCGGCGGCUUGGCGCUCCUCCUUCUGCCGCCUUUCAUGAUGUGUUUGGCCUGGACCCCGACCUGCUGGCCAUGGUGCCGCAGCCCGUGCGAGCCGUCCUCCUGUUGUUUCCAAUCACCGAGCAAUCAGACGCCGCCGAUGCUGAUGAAAUCAAGGACCUGGCUGCGAGCAGCGCAGGGGCGGGCGCUGGCCAGAGUGUCUACUUCUUGCGGCAGACAGUGGGCAACGCGUGCGGCACGAUUGGGCUGCUGCACGCCCUGCUGAAUAAUGCAGAAGCGGUGCCACCAGGCCAUGGGUCGUACCUGGAGAGAUUCAAGGAGAAGACAGCAGCAAUGAGCCCCAUGGAGCGGGCACACUUUCUGGAGGAGGACCAGGAGCUGGAAGGGGCGCAUGAGUCAGCCGCUUCCACAGGGGACACCCAGGCCCCUGAUCGGCACGACCCUGUCAACCUCCACUUUGUCUGCUUUGUUGAAAAACAAGGGACCCUUUACGAGCUGGAUGGACGGAAGCCGUUCCCGAUUCCACAUGGCCCUAGCAGUCCCAGCACGUUACUGCAGGAUUCCGCUAAGGUAGUUCAAAAAUCCAUCGCACGGUCUUCAGAUGCUUUGAACUUCAACGUCAUAGCCCUAGGUGGUGCCAAUGAGGACAUGUAAGUUGACUAGGGUCUAGGUAGGUCAGCUUCGGUAGAGUGGGCAUGCACAUAUGUGACCACUUGGUCGAGAUCAUGACGAGGCGGCCUGUACGAUGUUGUAUACUACCCGCAUACAGCGUUCAAUGUGAGGAAGUUGAUACACUGUUUAUUGUCAAGCGAAGUUUGUACAGAGUGUGGAGAAGGUGCAAGCAAAUUGAUCCCUAGUUAGUCUAGGCUUGAAUUCAUGUAAUAAUUAAGAGCUUAAGUGUGAGUCCGGCAAAGGACGACUCGAUGUACUGACGAUAAUUUCUCGCUUACCAACGCCCUUAUCAACCCACUCAGCUUGGCACUUUGGUAGGGGCAUGAAGCACAAUCUUCAAUGUUCUCUUUUCAAAAACCGAUCAUGGACUCGGAUUUUUACUUGCGUGACAUAUGGGCCGCCCGUCCUGGUUUCUAGACUUCAUUUACGAUUGUGGCACGCGCGCG